Messenger RNA from Lacerta agilis (Sand lizard), 2361 nucleotides. RefSeq names its product protocadherin gamma-A6-like. Lineage: Eukaryota; Metazoa; Chordata; Lepidosauria; Squamata; Lacertidae. Gene Ontology annotation, molecular function: calcium ion binding. Bases 1 to 2361 code for a protein of 786 amino acids. Gene Ontology annotation, cellular component: plasma membrane. Gene Ontology annotation, biological process: homophilic cell-cell adhesion. The transcript has a single exon. The record is from RefSeq and is a predicted model, not a curated record.
AUGGUUUCUGGGAAAAUUCAUUAUUCCAUUCCCGAGGAGAUGCAGAAAGGAUCUUUUGUGGGGAAUAUUGCAAAAGACCUAGGAGUGGAUAGAAAUCAUCUUUCAGACCAUGGACUACGGAUUGUUACCAGGACAGGUAUGAGUCAGUAUUUUGCUUUGAAUUACAACAGUGGCCAUUUACAAACCUCUCAGAGAAUAGACAGAGAGGAAGUAUGCGGAAGGGCAGAAAGGUGUGUUUUAAGUUUUGAUGUUAUAAUUGAGAGCAAAAUAGAGAUCUAUGGGGUUCAAGUGGAAAUUAUUGAUAUAAACGAUAAUGCUCCCCAGUUCUCAUCGGGGAAACAGGAACUGAAAAUCAGUGAGGCAUCUACUUCCGGAUCCCGGUUCCCUCUGCCUGAAGCUCAGGAUCCAGACCUAGGCAUAAAUUCUAUACAGACCUACCAACUCACAGGCAGUAGCCAUUUUUCUCUAGAGGUGCAAGUUGAAGAAAAUGGUGCCAAAUCUGCUGAGCUGGUGUUGGGGGAAAAUCUGGACCGGGAAGAACAAUCUGUUUUCAAUUUGAUCCUCACAGCUACUGAUGGAGGCGAUCCAGUCAGGUCCAGCACUGCUAACAUCCAAGUCAUUGUUUUAGAUGCAAAUGACAAUGCACCGGUUUUCAGCAAACCAAUCUAUGAAAUUAGCAUCAAGGAGAACAUUCUGAACGGGUCCAGCAUUGCUACAGUUAGUGCUACUGAUCUGGAUGAAGGACAAAACGGAGAGAUAAAAUAUUCAUUCAAAAAAAUCACAAAGAAGGAUUCCAAAAUGUUUAUUUUAAACUCAACAACUGGUACAAUUACCUUAAUGGGAAACCUUGAUUAUGAGGAAUCAUCCUCAUAUGACUUUGAGGUGAAAGCUGAGGAUGGAGGAGGGCUGAGUGACUGGUCAAAAGUUGUGAUAAUUGUUAUGGAUGUUAAUGACAAUGCACCUGAACUAUCAAUAACCUUUUUCAUCAAUACCAUUUCUGAGAAUUCACCAAUAGGAACAGUUAUUGCCCUUCUUAAUGUACAAGAUGAAGAUUCAGGGGUCAAUGGGGAGGUCACAUGUUCAAUUCCCAGUAAGCUCCCUUUCCAACUAAAACAGUCUUUUGAUAACUUUUAUAGUUUGGUGACACACAGUAACCUUGACAGAGAGAACUCAGCAGACUACAACAUCACUAUCACGGCUACUGACCAUGGCAUUCCACCACUCUCUGUGUCAACUUUUAUCCUACUUCAAAUCCUAGACACAAACGACAACGCUCCUCUUUUUGCAGAAUCAUCUUACUUGGCUUAUUUCACAGAGAACAAUCCAAGAGGAGCUCCAGUAUUGUCCUUAAAAGCAAACGAUCCAGAUUGGGAGGAAAAUGCCAGAAUAAGUUAUUCCAUCAUUGAAGGGAACACGGACAAAUUCCUUAUUACCUCCUACCUCUCCAUUAACUCUGAGACAGGGGUCAUCUAUGCUCUGAGUUCUUUUGACUAUGAAGACAUCAGAGAGAUGAAGUUCCUGGUCAAGGCCCAGGAUGGAGGUUCUCCAUCACUAAGCUCCAAUGUCUCAGUGACUCUCUUCAUCCUGGACCAGAAUGACAAUGCUCCCCAAAUCCUGUACCCCACCCCUCCCACUGAUGGCUCCACGGGGAUAGAGCUGGCCCCUCGCUCCUCUGAGCCAGGCUACCUGGUCACUAAGGUGGUGGCCGUGGAUGCAGACUCUGGCCAGAAUGCCUGGCUCUCCUACCAGCUGAUCAAGGCCACUGAGCCAGGGCUCUUCACUCUGGGGCUCCACACAGGAGAGAUCAGGACAGCCCGCUUCUUUCUGGAGAAAGAUGCCCUCAAGCAAAGCCUGGUGGUUUUAGUGAAGGACAAUGGGCAGCCUCCAAUGUCGGCUUCAGUCACUGUCACUGUGGUCUUGGCAGACAGCAUCCCUGACACGCUGACUGAUCUGAGCAGUGUCCCAAUAUCUGAAGACCCACAGUCAGAUUUCACCUUCUACUUGGUGACUGCAGUGGCUUUUGUCUCCUGCUUGUUCCUCGCCUUCCUCCUUGUGGUACUGGCACUCAGACUUCGCAGGUGGAAAAAUUCUCAGCUGUGUGACAAUGGAAGUGUGCAUUUUAAUGGUGCUCCUAUCUCACAGUUUGUGGGGAUUGACGGAGUCCGGGCAUUUCUUCAGUCUUAUUGUCACGAGGUUUCACUGACUUCAGGCUCGCGGAAAAGCCAGAUUCUUUUUCCAAUCGGAAGCUGUACCAAUACUCUGACACCACAACAGGCUCCUGAUAAGCCAGGCCCUGUGUUACUCAUAGGUGAUUCUAACACAGUUACGGAGGAUGCAGCAAUCCAUCAGGUGAGGACAUAA